UGUCCUCUGGUCUUUCUUGCUGUUUUCCACUUACAUUUGUUCAAAUCUACAUUUCUGUUAUGUGUUUUCAAAGCAAAGCCGUUUCGUCAGCUCCUAUUUCUUAAAAAAAAAGCUAAUUUGAUUUUGCAGAAACCCUAGAUUUCGGAAUCAAACAGUUAAUGUGUUUUUUUGUAAAGUUUGUAAAUUGUUUUUUUUUAAUUGAAAGUUAAUCACUUUUGCAGGGUUUAAUGUAAAAUCCAAAUUGCCUCCCUUUCCUUUUUUUUUGUUUUGCUAAAAAAAAAAGAAUUAAUGUUUGAUUCUUUCUUUGUAAUAGUUCUAUGAUUUGUUUGAAAGUGAUGCAUCUGAAAUGAUGAUGAUGCCAGACACUUCUACUAGAUGAUGGCAUCAACGGCGGAGAAUGAGGCCACUACUGUACAUAUUACUUCUCCUCAGAUUUUGACUGCUUCUGCUGAAGAUCAGCUUUGUGACGUAGAGAUGCUACCUGUUCCUGAAGGUUAUAUGACAACAACAACAACAAGUCAUGAUGCUGAUACCGUUUUGGACCAAGAGUUCGUGGUUCCUUUCCCAGACCCUGCCUCUACGUUAGACAUCCAUGGUUCUGCUAGAUCACAUCAGGGUGUUCAAGGUACAUGUUCUAUGCCAUCUUCUUCAGAGCAAAUGGCGUUUAGAGCAGCUUCUUCAGUUAACCAUUCAGCGGCUGUUCAUGAAAAUGGUGUUCAGCCUCCUAACAUCUCACAUGGCGGAUCAACACCUCUUGCUAACAACCCUACUAUGGGACAGAAUCCUCCGAGGCAUUUGUUUAGUGACCCGUAUGAGUACGAACUUGAGAAGAUACGCAUUGAAGAAGAGAACUUAAAGAAGAGCGUUGAUGAAACGACAUCACAGUUAAUGGCUGAGCUGGAAAGGAAGAUGGCUGAAGCACGAAGCGAGUUUGAUAAGGAAUCACAGGAGUUUGAUGCCAAAGUGAUGGAGGUGGAAACACGUAUGGGUCUUGUUCGAACGGGCAGUCUUUUGGGGAACGCUUUCGUGUCUAAAUGUUCAGAGAGGAGUGCAUCCAAUGAUCUUGCAGCUGUAAGAGCAGCUAUGAUCUCUCAACAUUCAACUCAGCAGCAACAAGCAGUACAAACAAACACACAUAUGAGUUCAACUGCUCCUCCAAGAGUGAGACCUCAUCAAGAAAGCACACGACUGAGUACUAGUGCUCCUCCUCGACCCUCAGUCAUAGCCGUGGAUGAUGACCCAGUCCCAAACUCAUCAGCUUCUCUUCCUCAUCUCCCUCGCCGCCCCAUGACUCAACCAAGUCCUAUGUCUCAGCAAACAGUACAAGCAGCACACACGCAUGUGAACUCAACAGCUCCUACUCCACCUCCAGUCACAGCAGUGGAACCUCAAACACCAAACUCAUCAGGUCCUCUUCAUCAUCUCCCUCGCCGCCCCACUACUCAACCAAGUCCGAUGUCUCAGCAAACAGCACAAGCAGCACACACGCAUGUGAACUCAACAACGCCUCCUCCACCUCCAGUCACAGCAGUGGGACCUCAAGCACCAAAUCAUUUACGCCCUCUUGCGCGCUUCCCUCAAGCUGUAGCGCAAUCAAACACCAACGUGAAUUCAUCAACACCUCUUCCUCGACCCUCAGUGACAACAGAAGGUCUUCCUUUGCAUUCGCCGCUCUCAAACACGCCUAGGCCAAGACCGCGUCCUGUAAUCUCCAACAUGACUCCUCCAUCUUCUUCUUCUCCACCAGUGCGUGGCCCGGCGCCUCAUAUAGUGCGUGCCUCGGCUCCUCACUUGGCUCGGAGACGGGCGCCUCAUUUAAGACAAUAUGGAUCAUUUCCAGCUCCCACGUUUGCUGCUGCUGCUGCAACAACACAGCCAAGAAGGUCGGUUCAAGAACAAGAGCAGCAGCAGCAACAAGAGAAGUCAAAUGGUGGUUUGGUUAAUCUUUCAGAUGAGGACUAGUGAUAUAUGUAAUUCAUAUUUCUCUCUUUUUGUAUAACGUUUUUUCGAUCUUCAUUCAAAAAAAAAAAUGUUCUUAAAAAUUGAAAGAAAAGAACAAAAUAAAGAAUCACUAAUAUUUUUCAUCCAGCUAGGAUGAUCUGA
Brassica rapa (field mustard) is the source of this 2103-nucleotide messenger RNA. Its product is annotated as helicase protein MOM1. Gene Ontology annotation, biological process: heterochromatin formation. The record is from RefSeq and is a predicted model, not a curated record. Lineage: Eukaryota; Viridiplantae; Streptophyta; Magnoliopsida; Brassicales; Brassicaceae.